This is a messenger RNA of Trichobilharzia szidati, 2387 nucleotides long. NCBI's taxonomy places the organism in Eukaryota, Metazoa, Platyhelminthes, Trematoda, Strigeidida, Schistosomatidae. The record is from the annotation of a GenBank genome assembly.
AUGCCUAGCUGGUUUACAAACAAGCUUUCUGAAUGUUCUGGGCCAGUGCUUUCGACGGAUGACCUCUUAAAGCUUCGGGAACAAACUAGCUCGUUGAUAUUAAGCAUAAUAGUAAAUAAACUUGGUGAUCGUAGUAAGGAAUUCGCUUCUGCAGUGAUACAUAAACUACGUUUAAUCGCUGGAAUGUCUACUUCUCUUAUGCACUCAAUUGUCCAAGAAGUCCGAGCUUUCUUAUUCCGCCCUAACUUACUGGAAAGAUCUAAAUACUAUGCUCUUUCUCUCUUGAGUUGCCUGGAGCUCAAAAAGUCUUCAAAACAUUCGAAUGCUGGUGAUGUAGAUGUAACUGGCUUGGCUUCAACUAUAGUCAAGAUUUACAUGUCAUUUUUUCACUCGAUAGCUAAUUCCAAAGAGAUACCUGAACGUCUCACUUCAAUACUGCUUAGUGGCUUGUGUCGAACUGCUCCUUUUAUUACUGAGGAUGCAUACACAACCAUAGUUGAUGAAAUCAAUGAUUUAUUUCGACUUGUUCAUACAACUGGUUUCACAGUGUCUGUACAAGCUUUAUCUGUACUAUUUCAACUGUCCAUUCAUCGUGUAGCGAUACGUGAUCGUUAUUAUCAGGCAUUAUAUCGAAAACUCUUAGAUCCUGCUGUACAUCAAAGUUCAAAGAAUCCAACUCUUCUACGUCUAAUCUAUCAAAGUAUGAUAGCUGAUGAUGAUAUGGAUAGAAUUGCAGCAUUUGUUCAUCGAAUCCUUCAAUUGUGUAUUGCACACACAGAUCCCGGUUUUGUUAUAGGCUCUUUAAUUCUGCUUAGCAAAGUGUCUGCAUCAAAACCAAAUCUCCUGGUCGUUUCUCAGAUGAGUGGGGAGCAGUUACCAGUCGAUCAGAUGUCGACAUUAGCAAAAUUCGAACAAUCCGAUGACAGUGAUGAACACUUCAGUGACGCCCAAUGUACUGAAGAUGAAGGUGACGAGACUACACAGAACGGCAAAGUAAAUAAAGACAAUCUGUCAUCAUCAGAAAAGUUUAAAGUUUCUAAAAAGGAUCCAUCAUCAUCGUCUUGGUAUCAUCGGUCGCUAAGAAAAGAUCGUGCAUCUAAUAACCCAUUCGGCAGUGGUUAUAAUCCAACAGCUCGUGAACCAAAAUUUUCAAAAGCUGCCGGUUGUUUACUCUGGCCACUUACUCUUUUAUCAAAGCAUAUUCAUCCUACUAUCAGUCUGUUUGCUAAUUCCCUGUUGAAUAAUUCACCGAUAAAAUAUACUGGAGAUCCGUUUACAGAUUUCGCAAUGAUGCAUUUCCUGGAUAGAUUUGCUUAUAAGAAACCAAAGGUGAAACAGCUGAAUCAACAGAAAUCAGAGUCUGGAGGUGUUCGAAAAAUUGUACCUGGAAAGUUCUUACAGCGUAAAAAAGCCCCGUUGUCUGGUCCACGUUCAAUAUCUGUGGAUAGUACUGCAUUUCGACAUAUGCCAGUGACUAGUGUUCCUGUACAUGAACGAUUUUUCCAUAAUUAUUUCAAAUUUAUGGAAACACGACCAGGCAGCCAGACUAAGAAAACCGCUAAAAAACUCCGUGAGGAGGAUGCAGACGAAAGUGAUGCGGACUCAGUGCCUGACUCUGAAUUCGAUGAUUAUCUAUCAAAACACGAGAAAGGUCUAUUCCCAGCGAAUGAUGAAUGGGAGAAUGAUGAGGAACCAGAAUUCAGCGAAGAAGACUUUACUGAUGAUGAUAAUGCAGAGGAUGACGGCGAAACGAAAGAAUAUGACUUUUCAGAAAUGGAUAAUCUAGAUGUUUCAGCAAUUUCCAAGAUAAACAAAGCAAAGAAAUCUGUUGAUUCAAAAGCUUCCAGUCGUAAAGUCAGUGCUGAUAUCAACGACGAUGAUGAUGAUGAUGAUCUUGAUGAUGCUGCUGCAGAUGAUGACGAUGAUUAUGAAGAAGACGGAGAAGAAGAGGAAGAGGGAGACGAGGACUUUGGUGAGGACAGUUCAGACGAUGAUGAAGAUGACGAUGAUAUUGAUGAUAUUCCUGAUAAACCUGGACAAUUCAAUCUCAACAAUCUUUUUGCGAGUGCAGAAGAAGUCGGUCAUUUAUACGAUUUACAAGAGACUGGUAAGGAGAAGCGUCAACGAUUUUGGGAACAGAAACGUUUAAAUUCUCAAAGUGGUGAUUAUAGUCGAAAACGUGGACGACAACAAAAAGGAAGUUUUAUUAAAAGUAAUAAGGGUAAAUCAAGUGGACAGUUCAAACAACAACAACAUCAGAUGAAAAGUUCAAAGGCUAAACGUCCACGUCGUGCUUAGUGGGAUGUGUAAAAAACAGUUUUUCACACUUGAAAGAUUCUGUACAUUUAAUACUUUCAAAUGAAAUCCUUUACUUUUCUUGUGACUUC